Molecule: messenger RNA, 1077 nt
Organism: Stereum hirsutum FP-91666 SS1
Lineage: Eukaryota; Fungi; Basidiomycota; Agaricomycetes; Russulales; Stereaceae
Exons: 2
Coding region: 1-1077 (358 amino acids)
Molecular function (GO): protein binding
Source: RefSeq, a predicted model, not a curated record
AUGUCCUCAACCCUCGAACAUCACGAAACUCUGUACUUCGCGGAUGGUAACAUCUGUCUCUCUGCCAGGCCCGCUGCAACCCGCCUUGACGGCGAUUCGAACGCCGAAGCUGAAAAUACCAAAAUUUUGGUUUUUCGUGUUCACCAAGGCGUUCUCUCCUUACACUCUCCGGUCUUCAAGGACAUGCUCGCCUUUCCAGAGCCACAGCCUGGAACCAACGAAGUCUACGAUGGGGUGCCACUCGUUCAGAUGCCUGACAGCGCGGAGGCUCUCGAAAGUCUAAUCAACGCGUUCUAUCACGGCUAUGAACUCCCGCAUCCUAAACUCGACCCUCGCACACCGGAUGCGGUCAGAAGCAUCCUACUCCUGGCGAACAAAUACCAAGUCGACAGCAUCCGUCGUCGUAUCAUCGAGCGUCUUGAGUCCGACUGGCCACAGUCUAUCCAGCUCUGGGAUAGGCUCGAGGCCGAGAUCGAAGUGAUGAAAGCCCCUCUCUAUGACGAAUACGGGAACGCGGAGGUCGACGGUCUCCCAAUGGACGACAUCCUCCCCGAGCCAGCAUCGGCAAUCCGCCUCGCUCGCGACUGCGAUAUACCCAGCAUUCUUCCUGCUGCAUUCUAUCACCUCUCCCGCCUCAGCAUCGAGCACGACUGGGAACGUGCACGGAGGACUCCAGGCGAAUACACCGAGUUCUCGCAGUACUACGGUCCGAAGCAGAGGACGGCGCACUGGUCUCUUUUUGAUGGCGAGGAUAUGCGGAGGGUUAUGAGAGGGAAGGCUAAUAUCCUCAAAUAUGCCAGGCUCAGCGCUAUUACGCACAUGUGCAGUGGCCCGGGAGAUACCAAUGUUGGUCCCGGCACGUGCGAGUUUCUGGUAAAUGGCCUAUUUGCGGGCGAGCUCUGGGAAAGGCUUGUGAAGUCUGCGGGGUCGGAUAUGGCGAAGGGGCUGAAGGUGGUCAUGCAGGAGGUAUAUUCAUCGCAGCACAAAGUGUGUCACAACUGUCUCAUGCGGAGUAAAAAUUGUUUGGACGGAGAGACGUUCUGGAGCAAACUUCCCGAGUUCUUUGAGCUUGCUUGA